UCACGACACACAUGGGCGUGUUUACGACACACCUGUAAGCUAACGUUAACCUGCGCUCAUUCGGAGAGUGCCGCGGGAUCCUUCACUGCGUUUAUUCUCCUUCAAAUACACAAAUUGGACAAGAAGAUAACUUGGAAGGUACACUUGGACGCUAACUAAAAAGCGCUAUGCCGUACAUGUAGAGCAUUGUGUCGCAAACGAGACGCCCAGGUAAGAAGAUGAAGAUACAACUCCUGCUGCCCCUGACCAUCGCUGUGACUGUCGUGUUGGUGGUGGUCAUCAAAACUCGCAGAAGUGAGCACGACAAAGAGUACAUAGAGAAUCGGUUCAAGCGCAUCAAGGUGAAGGUGACUCACAGCUUGCUGGCAGGAUACCAGGAAGAGAAAAUGUCCAUUGAGAACCAAGUACAGGAAAGAAACCAGGAAGAGACGUCGUUGAAGGAGGCAGCUGAGUCAGCAGAAGGGAAAUCACAGAAGGCAAAGGCAGACGUGGAACCAUGCCAAGGAGCUGUGAAAACACUAAAUGAUGAGGCGACAGCACUACAGACAGAAUUCAGUAAUCUGCAAGGUGAGAACAGCAAAGAGAAGGCCGCAUGGACUGCUCAACUGGAAUCACUGAAAAAACAGCUAGAGAGUCCGAGUGCCAUCUGUGCUUUUUUGAAGAAAGGGAUGGAAUCUGCAAGCAAGUUGUGUAGCAGUGAAGGGGUUGUGGAGGCUCCUAAACCAGAGGAAACAAAAUCAGAAAAGGCAAAAGCAGAGGAGUCAAAACCAGAAGAGGAAAAAGUAGAGGAUUUAAAACCAGAAGAGGCGAAAGCAGAGGAGUCAAAACCAGAAGAAGCGAAAGCAGAGGAGUCAAAACCAGAAGAAGCGAAAGCAGAGGAGUCAAAACCAGAAGAAGCAAAAGCAGAGGAGUCAAAACCAGAAGAAAAUAAGGUGGUGGCUUCUUAACAGGAAGAACAACAAUGUAUUGGUCAUACACAAAAGGAACCCAAUAUGCCCAAAGAAUGUCACACCUUAAAAUAACACCUCAUGUAUUUUCAUGUGGUGCCUCCACUGACAUUACCACAGUGAAUAUUCAAUCUCCACAUGUUACUUAUUCUUGUGAGAUCAAUAUCAUGGUUGGGUAUAGAUACUUCAAUACCAAAUACAGUGCCUGUUUCAGUCUUGUAUAUAUUUUUGAAACGAAGUAAUGGUCAAAAUAAAUUAGGCUUUUUUGACAAAAAAGUUGUUAAAAAAAAAAGCUGAUUUUUACAAACUGGUGUCAGUUAAUAUAUAUUAUUUAAAGUGCAUCACAGGGAGCAUUUUUGGCCCAGCUCAAGUUUUUUAUUGGCCCUCACUUAUGAUUAGUGAGGUGUCAGAUAUCACAAACUUCUAUUUGCUUUGUCACCUAUAACAAAAAAACAAGAUUAAAAAAAAUAAAUAAUUUAGCAUAUACUGAUUACAUUACAUUACAUUAAAUUGGGUUGAGCAUUUUUAUUGCACAAAAUGUAUCUAAGUGUCCUGGCAUUCUUUCAUUUUUCAGUAUGCGACCCCAAGUGAAAACAUUUUGGACAACCCUGAUGUAAAAAGUAAGUGUCCGCAUAAAUGUUCACCCUCUUUAAACAGGCUGAUUAGUGUUAGUUUGUCUAAUGGAGAUCACCUAUUUUUGUUAUAAAUGAAAUGCACAAAAUAAUUUGUUUUUUUUGUUGUUGUACACAUUCAGUAUAUAAACUAAUUAUACACACUUUUUGUUAAUCUGAUUUUUAUUUUUUAAAUUCAAUGUUUUUUCUUUUUCUUUAAAUAAAACAAAAUCGGAGAAAUUAGGUAGGGAUCAUUUGUUUGUGGACACAAAGUGCACUACAGUAGCUUACAUCAGAUGUGUUUGGACGAUGAUACUUAUGACAAUACUUUUUAAAAUAAUAAAUGUAACCUUUUGGUCAUGUUUGACUUUGGCCCUGCUUUGCACUGCGUCUGAGUGACUGCAUUCAAAAGUGCCCUCAGGCUGACAAUUGGCCAAUCACAGGCUGUCAUUCUGCCCCAAUAGGCUGACAAGGUCAUCACAGGAGAGGACACAGAGAUGCUGGUGGUGGUCGCUUGGGUUGCUUACUGUUGUCAGACGGACUUCAUAAAGGGGGGAUAAUAUUUUAUAUUUAAAUGGUAGGUUACGAUGCCCUUUACUGCACGAGAAGGACACAGUCCUAUUUAUGUUUGUGAGAGGGCAAACACCAAAGUAAAACAUUUCAUGAAUCAGAAUAAAAACGUCAAAAUAAAAACUUGCAUUCAUCAUUUGUCUUUUACAGCAUGUGGUGACCAUUCACUGACUCAAAUGACAGGAAACAAAGCUUUAUAUUGAGUAAAAGAAAAACAAGUCAUGUAAGUAGGAAAAAAACGUAGAUACAUAUUAAGACAGUGUGUUGAGACACGUCAGUGUUAAGAUAUGUUUUUUUCGUUACGGUUAUGCAUCAUCAGUAAAAACAAGUUUAACAUGUACUACUACAUUCACAAGUAAAGUGUGCGCUUCUAUUAAUACUGUAAAAACAGCACUUUAGAAUAUGAAGUAGUAGUAGCUAGUAUAUAGUAGUAGUAGUAACAGGCACAUGCACACAUAGGGCCCUAUGGGUGCUCGAGCCCCUGCCCUUUUUUGCCUCGUCUUAAAAAGUGCCCUCUGCCUGUGUGUGUGUGUUUUUUUCUUUUUUUCCUUUAAACAACAUUAAUAAAUUCCUGUCAGAGAUGUAAAAAAAAAAAACAGCGGUACAAAAACUCCACGUUUUCUUGUAAUACCGGGUUGUUUGAGCCUGCCGCUUCCGCCAGAGAGAGAGAGAGAGUGCGAGUGAGUGAAUAAGUGAGAGGAGAGAGAGCCAACUGCCCCCUGAGACGUGACAGGGGAGCAACUUGAACCUGUGAGUUAUGGUCUAGUCGCCGUCCACUUAUUCAGCAUCUAAUAUGGGUAAUAUUUCAGAAAAACGCUGUAUUAUUCUAUUAUUCAAUGUGUCAGCUUCUGUUUUUGCCGGACGUCGGAGCACGGCGCAACAAUUGAGCACGGCACAUCAAGUCCGCACAGAGCAGAGCGGAUCGUGCGGGACAGGAAGUAGUGAACAAAAUACAAAAUAAAACACCGGGUUAAUUUUCAAAAUAAAAUGCACUGUGUUUACGGCGGAUCACAUUUUUCUCACAGUAGAGUUUUAGAUAUAAAGUUUAUUGUGACUUUGCUAUUACUGUGUGGGUUAACAAAAUAAUAAUAAUGAUAACAAGAAGAAGAAG
Molecule: messenger RNA, 3239 nt
Organism: Entelurus aequoreus (snake pipefish)
Lineage: Eukaryota; Metazoa; Chordata; Actinopteri; Syngnathiformes; Syngnathidae
Product: translation initiation factor IF-2
Exons: 4
Coding region: 219-947 (242 amino acids)
Source: RefSeq, a predicted model, not a curated record